AUGUCUGUAAAUGUUCUGAUAGUCGGCGCGGGCGCCAUUGGCGCCUUUUACGCAUCGCGUCUCGCGCUUGUGUCGGGCACGUCGGUCUCGGUCAUUUGCCGUUCAAACUACAAAGCCGUCAAGGCCAACGGCUUCCAAGUCACGUCUCCACAGUACGGCGAUUACACCUUCACACCAGCAAACACAUUUGCGAAUCCUGAAGAGGCAAAAAAGAGCGCAAUCGAAUGGGACUAUGUCGUUGUGAGCACAAAGGCGUUACCGGACGUCAGCGACGACUCAGCGAUCCUCGAGGGCCUUGUCAGCGAUAAGACCGCCAUUGUGCUGAUACAAAACGGCAUGGGCGUCGAGGACCCCUAUUCAAAGCGCUUCCCAAAGGCGGCCAUAUGCUCAGCUGUCACAAUUGCAACAUGCGCGCAGCCAGAACCUGGUCACAUCAAGCACAACAGAUGGACGCGCAUCAAUAGCGGUCCCUACCUACCUCACCUCGACACUGGAGCGCCUAAAGACAGUGAUCCGAGUAUCAUCGAAAAGAACGACGCUUUCAUCGCAUUGCUGAAAGAGGGGGGUAUCAAGGACGCAGAAGCUUAUUCCCACGCGAAGCUCCAACUGGUCCGUUGGCACAAGAUCGCCAUCAACGCGUCCAUGAACCCCACCUCUGUCCUCACCCUCGGCUCUCCAAACAGCCUCAUGGCGCAGGACCCUGAACUCCAACGCCAUCUCAUGGGCGUGAUGACUGAAAUUCUCGAGACUGCCCCUAAGGUUCUUGGCCAGCCCAUGCCCAAAGAGUUUGCCACGCCAGAACAGAUUAUCAAGUCUACGUUGAAGAACACCAGUGGCAGCAAGCCUAGUAUGGCAAUCGACUGGGAGGGUGGGAAGAAGAUGGAGAUUGAGGUUAUUCUAGGCAAUCCGCUGAGGAUAGCAAGAGAGAGGGGUUUUGAGAUGCCUAGGCUGCAGAGCUUGUAUGCGAUGGUGAGAAUGGCGCAGGAAAUUCGGGACCAGAAGAAGGUCAAGCUAUGAGACUGCUGCGUAUUUCAGAAUCCUUCAAGUAAUUAUGACCAGCCGUCGUCUCCAAGUCUUAUUGGCCCGCCAGUCAUGUAUCACAGGGUGAAGUCACAAACACAAUCUGAUCUGUCGCUUAAUUGUC
Exserohilum turcica Et28A is the source of this 1144-nucleotide messenger RNA. RefSeq lists its product as uncharacterized. Gene Ontology annotation, biological process: pantothenate biosynthetic process. Lineage: Eukaryota; Fungi; Ascomycota; Dothideomycetes; Pleosporales; Pleosporaceae. The transcript has a single exon. Gene Ontology annotation, molecular function: 2-dehydropantoate 2-reductase activity. Gene Ontology annotation, cellular component: cytoplasm. The coding region runs from base 1 to 1017 and encodes 338 amino acids. The record is from RefSeq and is a predicted model, not a curated record.